AUGGGCAAGUCUUCCGGCGGUUCCGGAUGUCGAGGGGGUGGGCGUGGCCCUGCGGUCAAGACAGUCAAGACCUGUUCAAAGCCUACCAGUUCAAACACUUCGAAGAGCACUGGCUUGAAGGCAAAGACCUCAAGUCCCAAGCCUACUAGCUCACAGGUCAACCGUGCCAAUCAACUGAAUCCAUGCCACGCAGCCUUUCAUCAGUCUCGGGGACUGCCACCCACUGCAGCACAGAAGGCAGCGCAAACAAGCUCGAAGUCAGCUUCCUCCAAGCCCUCCCAGGACACGAACCGAGCCAACCAGCGCAAUCCAUUUCACCCAGCCUUUUGGAAGUCCCGGAACAUUGAGCCCGGCAAAGUGGAGAUGGUCUACCAUGGCACCUCCAAGGAUGCGGCUCAGGCCAUCCUCAAGAAGGGCUUCAACCCCUCCAAAGAUGGACUGCUGGGAAAGGGCGUUUAUGUCACAACAGAUCGAAGCAUCUUGACUUCGUUGAGCGCAGCAUGGGGCAGUAAAGCGCAGGCUUUUGCUGGGGACGAUGGCCGCAUCUUGCGCGCUGCCGCGAAUCUAGGACAUGUUCAGACCGUCGAUGCCCGCGCAGCUCGGAAAUAUGGUUUCAGCGAGACCGCAUGGCACAAGACCCACGACUCGGCCUACGUGCCGCAAGGCAGAUGGCACGGACCGGCGCAGACCGGCACGGAUGACCCCUGCAUCCCAAGUGUUUACACAAAGUCAACGGUGAAGAUGUCUGACUACCACCAACAAAGAUAUAGGACAAGCAGCGCACCUGAGAAUGACAACGCGCAGGGGUCGGAUGGUAUAUAUGUCUCAUAA
Molecule: messenger RNA, 831 nt
Organism: Durusdinium trenchii
Lineage: Eukaryota; Dinophyceae; Suessiales; Symbiodiniaceae
Source: the annotation of a GenBank genome assembly